This is a messenger RNA of Boleophthalmus pectinirostris (great blue-spotted mudskipper), 831 nucleotides long. It is a transcript of the gene mrpl40, whose product is annotated as mitochondrial ribosomal protein L40. The record is from RefSeq and is a predicted model, not a curated record. NCBI's taxonomy places the organism in Eukaryota, Metazoa, Chordata, Actinopteri, Gobiiformes, Gobiidae. Gene Ontology annotation, cellular component: mitochondrial ribosome; mitochondrial large ribosomal subunit. The transcript is spliced from 5 exons. Bases 139 to 747 code for a protein of 202 amino acids.
ACUGAACACCAACGUCAUCAUUCUGCGCGACAUUCUGCAUUCUCCCUGUAGACGACAUCUGUGCUUUUUGGUUUACUUCUUAUUACUUAAAGCUACGACCCAUUUAAACAGUAAAUUAGAUUGUUGUUGUUUUUUUAAAUGUCGCUAGCAUUUUCCCGUUGCAUUUGCAGGGUUUUUCCCCCACACGUUGUCCAGCGAAGUUUGUUGGUAGAUGGACGCCAUGUUGCAAAAAACGUACUUUAUGUUCCAGCAAUGACCCUGAAGACAACAGCUCCUUUAAGGGCUGAACCUAAAAAGAAGAAAAAAGUGGAUCCUAAAAGGGAGCAAAUGAUGAGAGAAAGGCUUAAGAAAAAACUCAAAAAGCUGGAGAAAGUACCACCUGAACUCAUCCCAAUAGAAGACUUUAUUACGCCAACUAAAUGCAUGGAUGAAGCAAGAAUACGGUCUACACCAGUAAUUUCAUUUGAAGAGAGUGAACGCAGAGCUCUACUGCUGAAAGAGUGGUCUCGAUAUAAACAGAAGCAACACAUGGCUGAAAUGAAGGCUGUUGAAUCUGCACUUGAAGCUCAGAGAGAGGCGCUGGAGGAACUGAAAAUCACAUCUGAAGAGUUAUAUCAGGCAGCCCUAAAACCAGACUUUACUCUUCUGCCCUUCACGCACGAGGGUCCUGCCUACACACCACCUAAAUCCAAAUAUGAAGCUCCAGAGGGGAAAUACACUGAUACAACCAGGGUUUACACUCAGUAAAAGGCUGCAAAUGUUCUGUCACGGCACUGUAUUUGUCACCAACUCAUUUUUAGCAUAAUAAAGACAUCUUGGAGAAUACACUUA